UAGUGUAAUGUGUGUUGCCUACAUCAAAGUAACACUUUACUAGAGGAAACAGAUUCAACUUCACUACUUUUACUACAACGUUCAAUAUUUCACCAACAGAUGGCUAAACUAAACUAAACAUACCCAACUAAAAACUAGAUCCCUACCCCACCUCUAAACCACACUCACUGAUGUCACUACUACUCCACCACAAUACACAAAACUUCACAAUGCAACCCUCAGAUGGCGUGCACAGUUUGAAUUAUGAUGAUAUCUCUAUUGAUUUGUGAUAGUGCACAGAAUAAACUCUUCCGUGAGUGAUCCUGCGAGUGCGCGAAAGGUAAACGCACUCACAACUCGCCAGUGACCAACAGCUGAUCGGGAAGGUCGCUUCGCGUCUAAUCGCAUCGUUCCGAUAGGCAGCAGGUACACGCACAGUACACUCGCGACCGCCGCGCUGCGAUCACCCCAACGAGGAAUAAAAAAAAGGAAGAAGAAAGAGGGAAACGCCGAAACGUGGAUUUAUCACUGAAAUAAGGGUGGAAAUUGCAUCUGGAGUGAAUAUUAUCGUAAAACAAGUGAAAAGACAUCGUGUUUAAGUGAUUAAAACAUUUGAAGACUAAGAAUAACGCCUGGAGAAUAAAAAAUAAAAAAUAAAAAAUUAAAUUGAUAUUAAAAUCAUUCUAAACUGAAAUUAAAGUUGUGUCUACACUGGGGUUACACGCAUAACAUGGAAGCCAAAACCGAAGUGGUCAGCGCCGACGCACUCGUCGAAUCACUGCCGGUAGGUGGCGUGUCAAUACGUGACUCACCACCUACAACCACCACGCCACCAGCGUCCACAGCCGAAAUAACCUCUGUGGCGACAUCUGUACGUCAAUCACAGUCACAGGCGCAUGCGCAGGCGCAAUCACCAAGCAGUGUUCUCUUCGAGGCGUCCACACAAACGCCCACUGAUGAGCAAUGCGAUUCGCCGUUGUUCACCCAGAAAGGGUAUGUUUUGAAGACGAACAAUCAUAGCACCACUGCCCUUGUGAAUAUUCACAAGAUGAGACAGAAUGAACAGUUGUGUGAUAUAACGUUAACGAUAGGUUUAGAACAGUUCAAGGCUCACAAAGUGGUCUUAGCGUCGAUAAGUCCGUAUUUUUUCGCCAUGUUUAAUGGCGACAUGCGUGAACAUACCUCUGGCGAAGUAAUCCUCCACGACAUGGACCCCAUGGCCAUCGACCUCCUCGUCGAGUACGCCUACACCGGUGAAAUCAUCAUCACCCCCGACAACGUCCAGGUCCUCCUACCCGCCAGCAGUCUGCUUCAAAUCUCCACCGUGCGCGAAGCAUGCUGCAAGUUCCUCAUGCUGCAACUCCACCCGACCAACUGCCUUGGCAUACGCAGCUUCGCCGACACGCAUUCAUGCAAAGAACUGCACACGAAGUCGCAUUGCUUCGCGCUGCAAAACUUCCAACAAGUCGUGAGCACCGAGGAGUUUCUCUUGCUGCCAUUCGCUGAAGUCGAGGAGUUAAUAUCGAACAGUCAGUUGAAUAUAUCGUCGGAGGAGGAUGUGUUUCAAGCUGUGCUGAAUUGGGUUAAGCAUGAUUUGACAAGUAGGAGUCAGUAUGUUUCAAGGUUAAUGGUGCAUGUGAGGUUACCUUUGGUGAAUCGUGAGUUUUUGAUGACGCGAGUGGAUAAUGAACGAUUGGUUAGAGAGGAUAGUCAAUGUCGAGAGUUGUUGCUGGAGGCUAUGCGUUAUCAUCUCGCUCCGGAGAGGAGAUGUGCGUUAUCUACGCCACGGACCAUGGAGAGGAAGCCGAAGGGCGCGGAGCCGUAUCUAUUUGCAGUUGGUGGCGGUUCCCUCUUCGCCAUCCACGCAGAAUGUGAAGUCUACAACCCGAAAACCGACGCAUGGACAACCAUUGCCCCAAUGCAAUGGCGCCGCUCCCGCUCGGGCGUAACCGGCCUUCGACGCAAUCUCUACGUCGUCGGCGGCUAUGACGGCGCCUCCGACCUCGCCACCGCCGAAUGUUACAACCCACUACUCAACUCCUGGUCACCCAUAACACCAAUGGGCACAAAACGCUCUUGCUUAGGCAUAUGCAGCUUCGACGGGUUAAUCUACGUGUGUGGAGGUUAUGAUGGCGCAUCAUGUCUGAGCAGCAUGGAGAGAUUCGACCCGUUGACAGGCAUCUGGUGUAGUUGUCCAGCUAUGAACACCAGGCGGCGAUAUUGUCGCAUUGCGGUUGUUGAGAAUUGUGUAUAUGCACUCGGAGGGUUUGAUUCGACGAAUUAUCAAGCAUCAGUUGAGAGGUUUGAUCCAAGGGUUGGUAGUUGGUCGCCAGUGCCCUCUAUGUCAUCACGGAGAAGUAGUUGUGGUGUGGCAGCACUGGAUGGACAUUUAUACUGCAUAGGAGGUAAUGAUGGUACGAUGUGUAUGUCAAGCGGGGAGAGGUUUAAUGUGCGGAGAAAUGCCUGGGAACCGAUAACAUCGAUGCAUAAUCGCAGAUCAACACAUGAAGUAGUAGCGAUUGGAGGUUAUAUCUACGCUAUCGGUGGCAAUGACGGUUCUUCAAGUCUAAACUCCGUGGAGAAGUUUGAUCCUCUCCUGAGUAAAUGGACAGUGGUUUCUUCUAUGGUAACACGUCGAAGUUCCGUCGGCGCUGCGGUUUUGGAGUGCAUUAACAUCGAAUCGGUGCUGAGACAAAUCACAGCCACUGCCAAAUAGUGCAUUGUCGUAUAAGCGUACAUUUCUGAGUAUUUUUAACGAUUUCGAGUGUUAUUUUAGGUUAUAAUUAGCUGUUUCUGUGAUAAUCAGCAACAAACGCGGACGUAAACGAUUUAAAACAAUUUAAGGAAGAAA
Molecule: messenger RNA, 2830 nt
Organism: Dalotia coriaria
Lineage: Eukaryota; Metazoa; Arthropoda; Insecta; Coleoptera; Staphylinidae
Product: kelch-like protein 17
Exons: 9
Coding region: 710-2695 (661 amino acids)
Molecular function (GO): protein binding
Source: RefSeq, a predicted model, not a curated record